This is a messenger RNA of Eurytemora carolleeae, 1472 nucleotides long. Its product is annotated as seipin. The transcript has 15 exons. Gene Ontology annotation, cellular component: endoplasmic reticulum membrane. Gene Ontology annotation, biological process: lipid droplet organization; lipid storage. The record is from RefSeq and is a predicted model, not a curated record. The coding region runs from base 84 to 1073 and encodes 329 amino acids. Lineage: Eukaryota; Metazoa; Arthropoda; Copepoda; Calanoida; Temoridae.
AAACAUUGCAAGGAAGUGUAGAUGCAGCUUAACAUGUGAUAAAACCUUACAAUAUCCUUGAGGGGUAGCAUUCAUAGAAAGAAAUGAAUGCUAUAAAAAGUCCUAGUGCUGGUGUGAGGAAAAUAUUUGUAACAACUUUAGGAAAAGGAGUUAGUUUUGCCAAACAAAGAGCUAAAUAUGUCGCAGAUUCUACACGAGAGCGGGCCAUGGAUGUGAUGUCGUCUUCAAAACGGAUUCUUUACAAUGCCAUAGCCUCUGUUCUCACUUUUGUUCUCAUCAUUUCCAUCUCUGUAUUUAUGUACGGUACUUUCUACUAUGCGUACAUGCCGUUAGAGAUACAUGAAGAACCUGUAAACCUGCAGUUCCUCCCAUGUACUGACCAGGUUGGAAUCUGCAGCUAUCCAAAUGCAACGGUCAACCUUCAUCCUAAAAUUAAGCUUAUGACAGGUCAACCAUACAGUGUUUCAGUACGCCUGGAACUUCCAGACUCGACCUUUAAUCAGGAGCUGGGAAUGUUUAUGUCUUGUCUUGAAGUUCUAAAGAAUGAUAAAAACCUAGAAACAAGCUGUAAAUCCUCAAUACUAGAGUUCAGAUCCCCUCUACUCAGAUAUCUAGAAACGUUUAUGUUUUCCCCGUUUCUGCUGACUGGCACUUCAAGUCAGAAACAAUGGGUCACUAUCAACUUUUUCAGGAAGUUUAUGGACGAUCCCCACAAUUUGGCGAACAGAAUGUUUUUUGAAAUUAAAUCAAAACAUAUUCAGGUGUACAGUACAACCCUGCUUGUGCAUGCAGAAUUCUCUGGCCUUCGACAUAUAAUGUUUCAUCAUCCCUGGAUAUCCUCUGCAGCGGGUAUUCUUUCCAACAUUGUUGUUCUCUCUCUAGUCAUUCUAAUCUCUUGGAGCAGAUUGUUCACCGAAGACGAGGAGUAUUACCUGCAACACUACGAUUCAGGAUUACAUGGAGAAAUAUUGAAGGAGGAUGAUCUAGAUAAAGAAGAAAAGGAGAUUUCAAACACAGACGACAUAGAAAUCCUCAAAAAUGGCGGAGCAAAGAAUAUUGAAACAAUACAUUAAAUGUUGUAAAUUAUUGUGAAAAUUUUUUUCCAAAUUUUUUAUUCCCGAUACGAGAGCCUAUAAUUGAUAACGCUGAAAGCAUGUAAAAAAAAAGGAAUUCAUAGAAAUUUAUUCAAAUUUUUUUAAUAAGGUGAGAGCUUGAGACGCAUAAAACUGGAAUAGGAAAACGACUUUUAAAUUUUUUAACAUGUUUUUAUGAAACGAACAUUGUUUCCAGUAAUUUAAACAAACAAUUGUCUUUCUGUUUCUCAGUUUUAUUGGGCUCACUAUAGGGUUAUCGAAAGAAAUUAUUUUUAUUAUGAGUUUAAAUGUCAGCGUUCGUUUUUUGUUCUCGAUACUUUGUAGACUCAAUUUACUUAAUUUACAUAUCAAACAAUUUGCUAGCAAAAAUAAACUAAU